GUCAGUCCCGGCGCAGUGGAAACAGCUUGUGAGAGGCCUUUUGUUUCAGUUUGAACUCGGAAAUGGCAGAGAGAGGCUGAGUCCACUGGGAAAGAACGGGGGACUGAUCGCGUGUGCAGUGUGCUGCUCCUGUGAACCGGCAUCAAAGAAUAUGUCAGACCCAAAGACGGGCAUUUCGGGAACUAUUGGAUAGAAGUGUUUUAUUUUACCUGGGCUAAGAUUGCAUCGUUGGAGAUGUAAGGUUGGAACUCCACUAUCCACAGGCAGCUGUAGUUGACGUGAGCACGCGAGGCAGAGCCUGCAGCCAGCAGCAGCAGCAGCAGCAGCGGAGGCAGCGGCAGCCAUGGCUCCCCGCAAACGCAGCGGCCGCGGCAUCUCCUUCAUCUUGUGCUGCUUCAGGAGCAGCGACCAACCGCCGGAGAUCACCUACCGCCUGCGCAACGACAGCAACCUCGCCCUGCAGGUCAUGGAGCCCACCCUGCCCAUGCCCCCCGCCGAGGAGCUGGACGCCAUGUUCUCAGAGCUGGUGGAUGAACUUGACCUCACAGACAAACACAGAGAGGCCAUGUUUGCUCUCCCAGCAGAGAAGAAAUGGCAGAUAUACUGUAGUAAAAAGAAGGAGCAGGAGGAAAACAAAGGAGCCACCAGCUGGCCCGAGUUCUACAUUGACCAGUUGAAUUCCAUGGCGGCCAGGAAGACUCUCCUGGCCCUGGAGAAGGAAGAUGAAGAGGAGAGGAACAAGACAAUUGAGAGUUUGAAGACAGCUCUGCGGACACAACCCAUGAGAUUCGUAACCAGGUUCAUUGACCUGGAUGGGCUGACAUGCAUCCUGAACUUCCUGAAGAGCAUGGACUACGAGACCACGGAGUCCCAGAUCCACACCUCCCUGAUCGGUUGCAUCAAGGCACUGAUGAACAACUCCCAGGGCCGCGCCCACGUUCUGUCCCACUCCGAGAGCAUCAACAUCAUCGCCCAGAGCCUCAGCACGGAGAACAUCAAGACCAAAGUGGCAGUGCUGGAGAUCAUGGGCGCCGUGUGCCUGGUGCCUGGCGGGCACCGGAAGAUCCUGGAGGCCAUGCUGCAUUACCAGAAGUUCGCUUGCGAGAGAACACGCUUCCAGACCUUGCUGAAUGAUCUGGACAGGAGCACAGGGCGGUACAGGGACGAGGUGAACCUGAAAACGGCCAUCAUGUCCUUCAUCAACGCCGUGCUCAGUCAAGGAGCCGGGGAGACGAGCCUGGAGUUUCGGAUCCACCUGCGAUACGAAUUCCUGAUGUUGGGAAUCCAGCCGGUUAUCGAUAAACUGCGAUCCCAUGAGAACGCUACGUUAGACCGGCAUUUGGAUUACUUUGAAAUGCUGAGGAAUGAAGACGAGCUGACCUUGUCAAAGCGGUUUGACUCUGUGCACAUAGACACAAAAAGUGCCACCCAGAUAUUUGACCUCAUCCGAAAGAAGAUGAACCACACCGAUGCAUAUCCACACUUUAUCUCCGUCUUACACCACUGUCUCCUCAUGCCUUAUAAGAGAAGCGGGAACACGGUUCAGUACUGGUUGCUCCUUGACCGCAUCAUGCAGCAGAUGGUUCUUCAGAACGACAAGGGUCACGACCCGGAUGUAACGCCACUGGAGAACUUCAAUGUGAAGAAUGUGGUCCGAAUGUUGGUCAAUGAAAAUGAAGUCAAGCAGUGGAAAGAGCAAGCAGAAAAAAUGCGGAAAGAACACAAUGAACUGCAGCAGAAGCUGGAGAAGAAGGAGCGCGAGUGUGACGCCAAGACGCAAGAGAAGGAGGACAUGAUGCAGACGCUCAACAAAAUGAAAGAAAAGCUGGAGAAAGAAACCGGCGAGCACAAGCUUGUUAAGCAGCAAGUGGCUGACCUCUCCACCAGGCUGCAUGACCUCAGCACCAGGCCCAACGUUGGCAUUCCUGGGGGUCCUCCCCUCAUACCAGGACCCCCGGGUGCUCCCCUACCUCCUCCUGCUCUACCUGGUGGCUUUCCUCCUCCACCUCCACCGCCCCCUGGGGGAGGCCCUCCACCCCCACCACCUCCACCAGGAGGACCUCCACCUCCCCCAGGACUCCCUUUAUUUGGUGGGCUACCUCCUCCUGGGGCACCUUUGGGACCAGGCCUCAAGAAGAAGAACAUCCCCCAGCCAUCCAACCCUCUCAAAUCAUUCAACUGGGCCAAGCUUGCAGAGAAUAAAUUGGAGGGAACAGUGUGGACAGACGUGGAUGAUCUCAAAGUUUUCAAAAUCCUGGACCUGGAGGAUAUUGAGAGAACCUUCUCGGCGUACCAGAGGCAGCAGGACUUCUUAAUGACCAAUAACAGCAAGCAGAAAGAGACAGAAGACGACUCUCUAAACAUUAAAAAAGUCAAGGAGCUGUCCGUCAUCGAUGGCCGCAGAGCCCAAAACUGCAACAUCCUUCUGUCUCGGUUGAAGCUGGCCAAUGAUGAGAUCAAGAGGGCCAUCCUGACCAUGGAUGAGCAGGAGGACCUACCCAAAGACAUGCUGGAACAGCUGCUGAAGUUUGUCCCUGAAAAGAGUGACGUAGAUCUCCUGGAGGAGCACAAGCAGGAACUGCAUCGCAUGGCAAAGCCUGAUCGUUUCCUGUACGAGAUGAGCAGAAUUAACCACUACCAGCAGAGGCUACAAUCCCUGUACUUCAAAAAGAAGUUUGCGGAGAGAAUCGCUGAAAUAAAACCCAAAGUUGAAGCUCUGACCAAGGCCUCUAAGGAGGUUGUGCAAAGUCGCAACCUGAAGCAGCUGCUGGAGGUGGUGCUGGCUUUCGGGAACUACAUGAACAAGGGGCAGAGAGGAAACGCCUAUGGCUUCAAAGUUUCCUCCCUCAACAAAAUUGCAGACACCAAGUCCAGCAUUGAUAAGAACAUCACUCUCUUGCACUACCUGAUCACCAUCCUGGAGAAGAAGUACCCCAAAGUCGUGCUUUUCCAAGAGGACCUGCAAAAUGUGCCUGAGGCUGCAAAAGUCAACAUGACGGAGUUGGAGAAAGACAUGAAUAAUCUGCGCAGCGGGCUCAAGAACGUGGAGAGCGAGCUGGAAUUCCAGAAGAGCCGUCCUACACAGUCAGGGGACAAGUUUGUGUCAGUGGUCAGCCAGUUCAUCACAGUGGCCAGCUUCAGCUUCUCUGACGUGGAGGAUUCUCUUCAGGAGGCCAAAGAACUGUUCGAAAAGGCGGUGAAGCACUUCGGAGAGGAUGUGACCCGGAUGCAGCCGGACGAAUUCUUUGGCAUCUUCGACCAGUUCCUGCAGUCCUUCACCGAGGCCAAGCAGGAAAACGAGAACAUUCGGAAGCGCAAGGAGGAGGAGGAGAGGCGGGCUCGCAUGGAGGCUCAGCUGAAGGAGCAGCGGGAUAGAGAGCGCAAGGCGAAGAAGGCCGAGGAGGAGGACGGCGAGUUCGACGACCUGGUCUCAGCCCUGCGCUCCGGGGAGGUGUUCGACAAGGACCUGUCCAAAAUGAAGCGCAACCGGAAGCGCGUCAACACCGCGACGACGGACAGCAGCAGGGAGCGGCCUGUCACCAAGCUCAACUUCUGAGGUGGGAGGAGCUACAGCGCCUUAGCUCCUCCCUCCCUCCCCCUCCACUGCCAGAGGCUCCUCCUCUUAGCCUGCGUCUGCUGAGAAGCGCUCUUUUCCUCUGGUCACACCACCCCCUAGUGGCAGGACCCAGCAGGUGCUUCCUACCGUGAAGCUGAUUUACCCCUCAUCCCCCCCUCCCCCUCCUGCAAAAAAAGACCGGUAAAUAUAAAAAGGCCAAUAGUUUCUUUGCAGAAGCACAAAUACUAAGAGGUUUUGUCUGUCUGGAAACAGAUGACCAAAACAAAGGACAUUCACUUGGAUGAAGGCGAGAGUGGAAAAAACAGAAGUUCGGAAGGGCUUACUAGUUCCGACUGCCAAAAUUUAUAUAUAUAUUUUUAAUCUUAUUUUAUUUGAUAUGACUGUGUUCAGUCAGUGUAUGUGACCAUGAAUACUAUGGUGCUGGUGCACUGUAGCUGGUAGCUUUCAGAAUGAGAGCUGACUGCAGAGCUCAGGGUGCUGAACCUGGCCCCAGCUGGAGGUGGGAAUGGGACAAACCACCGGGUAUGUAUGUGUGGGGGGGGGAACCUCUGCUCAGCUGAUCUUUACAAUGGGGAAUGGAGCGGACAUGUCCUCCGUACUCCCCUACUUAAUCUAGUUACCCUCCUCUUUAAUGGAGAAGGGAAAGGUAAUGUAAAUGGGUUUUCCUUUUUUUAAAUGUAUGCAGUGUUAGCGCUGAGGGAGAGGAUAAGAGAGCAUGAUUAUUUCAGCCAAGAAGCCCAGAAUUGCUACAUGCUCACAGAGAACAUUCUGCACCAUCUUGAAUGGCCGGUUUGUUUUUUGCUCCACAGACAGAACACAAAAGGAGAUUCUCCUGCUCUGCGUUGAAGAUGAUUUUUUUUUCUAAAAAUUUGGAUUUUUUAAGGACUUAAGAGACAUAAGUACUUAAACUUAAAAUAGGACCACACAUGCAAUAAGGUUGAAACACUAUGGGUAUUAUUAUUUUGAUCUGAAAUGUACUUCUUAAUUUGAAAGUAGACGUGGGGCAAAUGCAACAUUUAUGCAGAAUAUAAUAUGAUUAACGAGCUACACUUUCUGAGAUCUGCCCAUAUGAAUAGGCUUUGAACAAUUCUGGUAUGUUUUCCAGGAAUGGUUAAAAGCCACAUCAAUCACAUCGAGACACUGUGGAUAUCAGUUUUAAGACUUCUAUGCAUCAUAAAAGGUUCUUUUAUCCUCGGCAUAUGUGUGUACAUACUCACAAAUAUGUACACAUGAAUACUCAUAUAUUUACACAUGCAACACCCCUUCCAUAAACAUGUCCUGUUGGUCAUUCUUCCCCUUGAAUAAAGAUUUUUUUGAAUAGCCUCCUUUUACUGUGUGAUAAAGUUUCCUUUGUAUGUGGGUUCCUUCUGUAUGACUUUUUUUUUAUUUAAACUGCUUUUUAAUGUUAUGUAGAUCUUAAGUAAAUAAAAAUACUGGAGAUGUAA
Molecule: messenger RNA, 5022 nt
Organism: Anguilla anguilla (European eel)
Lineage: Eukaryota; Metazoa; Chordata; Actinopteri; Anguilliformes; Anguillidae
Gene: daam1a
Product: dishevelled associated activator of morphogenesis 1a
Exons: 26
Coding region: 344-3556 (1070 amino acids)
Biological process (GO): actin cytoskeleton organization
Cellular component (GO): stress fiber
Molecular function (GO): actin binding; small GTPase binding
Source: RefSeq, a predicted model, not a curated record